Molecule: messenger RNA, 4869 nt
Organism: Melospiza georgiana
Lineage: Eukaryota; Metazoa; Chordata; Aves; Passeriformes; Passerellidae
Gene: SLC45A1
Product: solute carrier family 45 member 1
Exons: 10
Coding region: 169-2445 (758 amino acids)
Biological process (GO): transmembrane transport
Cellular component (GO): membrane
Molecular function (GO): sucrose:proton symporter activity
Source: RefSeq, a predicted model, not a curated record
GGCGAACGGGGGGCGGCUUCUCCCGCCGGGCCCUCCCGACCCCGCCGCAGCCUCGGGGCUCUCCGCGGAGGCGGUGCCGGUAUCUCCUAAUUUUUAACAAAUUCUCAUUGUGAGGAUAUUACUUUUUCCUGGAGGCUGAUAAAGGUACUCUGCAAAAGCCCUUCCACGAUGAUUCCAGCAUCUGCACCAAGCCCUGUCAGUGAUGCUGCACUCCUGUCAGGUGCAGCCUCCCAGGAGCUCUGGAGAUCACCAGCCCCAGGCUACCCCGGGCUGCCCACACGGCACAUCAGCCACCGGGCCAACAACUUCAAGAGACACCCAAAGAGGAGGAAACACAUCAGGCCCUCACCUCCACCCCCACCCAACACUCCCUGUCCCAUGGACCUGGUUGACUUUGGGGAUCUCCAGCCUCAGAGGUCUUUCCUGGAGCUCCUGUUCAAUGGGUGCAUUCUCUUUGGGCUUGAAUUCAGCUAUGCCAUGGAAACAGCCUAUGUAACCCCUGUGCUGCUCCAGAUGGGGCUCCCUGACCAGCUCUAUGGGAUGGUGUGGUUCAUCAGCCCUAUAUUAGGGUUUUUGCUACAGCCUUUGCUGGGAGCCUGGAGUGACAGAUGCACAUCAAGAUUUGGGAGGAGAAGACCUUUCAUUCUGGUUUUAGCAGUAGGAGCAUUGCUUGGGCUCUCACUUAUGCUGAAUGGCAAAGACAUAGGGAGUGCCUUGUCUGACACUGAGAAUAACCACAAAUGGGGGAUCAUCCUUACAGUCUGUGGUGUUGUCCUCAUGGACUUCAGUGCAGAUUCAGCAGACAAUCCCAGCCAUGCCUACAUGAUGGAUGUGUGCAGCCCAGUGGAUCAGGACAGGGGCCUCAACAUCCACGCUUUGUUAGCAGGUCUUGGAGGUGGCUUUGGUUAUGUUGUUGGAGGAAUACAUUGGGAUAAAACCAGUUUUGGAAAAGCUGUAGGAGGGCAACUCCGUGUCAUCUAUGUCUUCACCUCAAUUGUACUGACCAUUGCUACUGUGCUGACUCUAGUUAGCAUUCCAGAGAGACCCUUAAAGUCCUCUAACAGGAAGAAAAAGGUGAUGAAAAGUCCAAGUCUUCCUCUCCCUCCUUCUCCACCUUUCUUCUUUGAGGACAAUGUAAAUGAAAACUCUGCUUCUCAUAACUCAGCUCACUUACAUGCAAGUUUUACGAGUCCUGUUUCCCCCAUGAGCCCACUCACGCCAAAAUACGGGAGUUUUAUCAGCAGAGACAAUUCCUUGACAGGACUUAAUGAGUUUGCAUCAUCCUUUGGGACAUCAAAUAUUGACAGUGUGCUUAUAGACUGUUUUACAGGAGGGCAUAAUAGUUACAUGACACUUCCAGCUAGUUUGUCCAGGCAGCCUGUCAGUGUCAGCUUCCCUCGGGUGCCUGAUGGCUGCUACCAUGGAGCAAAUGGAAUUCUGGAGCAAGGGGAGAGCAGCUUAACAUCAGGGUGUGACAGUGAUGUGCUGAGAGUGGGCUCACUGGAUGCAAUAAAGCCACGGUCAUCAGGGAUCUUGAAAAGACCUCAGACCUUGGCCAUUCCAGAUGCUGUAACAGGACACUGCCCAGAGAAUAACAGAAGAAGAAAUGUGACCUUCAGCCAGCAGGUUGCCAACAUCCUGCUGAACGGGGUCAAGUACGAGAGCGAGCUCAACGAACCGGGCGAGGCCUCGGAGCAGCCCCUGUCUGUGAAGCUGCUGUGCUCAACCAUCUGCCACAUGCCCAAGGCUCUGCGAAACCUCUGCAUCAACCACUUCCUAGGGUGGCUUUCAUUUGAGGGGAUGUUACUCUUUUAUACUGACUUCAUGGGAGAGGUGGUGUUCCAAGGGGACCCAAAAGCACCUCACAACUCAGAUGAGUAUCAGAAGUACAACACUGGGGUCACCAUGGGCUGCUGGGGAAUGUGCAUCUAUGCAUUCAGUGCUGCUUUCUAUUCAGCCGUGCUGGAGAAGCUGGAGGAGCGCUUCAGCACACGGACCCUGUACUUUGUGGCCUAUUUGGCCUUUGGGCUGGGCACGGGCCUGGCCACGCUCUCCAGGAACGUUUACGUGCUGCUGUCCCUGUGCGCCACCUACGGCAUCCUGUUCGCCACGCUCUGCACGCUGCCCUACUCGCUGCUCUGCGACUACUACCAGAGCCGGGAGUUUGUCGGCUCGCAGUCGGAGGGCACUCGCCGUGGCAUGGGCGUUGACAUCUCGCUGCUGAGCUGUCAGUACUUCCUGGCACAGAUCCUCGUGGCCGUGGCCAUGGGGCCGCUGACGGCGGCCGUGGGCAGUGCCAGCAGUGCCAUGUACUUCUCCAGCCUCGUGUCCUUCCUGGGCUGCCUCUUCUCGUCCCUCUGUGUCACCUACGAGCUGCUGCCCCCCGAGGAGCUGCCGCCCCUGGAGGAGCAGCGCCCGCUCCUGCCCCGAGCACGGAACCAAUAACGGGAGGAGCUGCCUCGGCCUCUGCUGCCUCCUGGCCUCGCCCUCGGCCUCCCUAUCGCGACAGGCCGGGCUGUGCCCCCCGGGACGGCAGCAGGGGCUUGGCACACGCAAGGAAAGGUCUGUGCUGGCUGUGCUGGGCUUUCCCGUGCCGGAGGGAAGGUGAGGGGUGAGGCAGCGGCGCUGGCACUGCUGUGUCACCCCCGAGGGGGCAGAGGGGGCUGGGGGUGCCCUCCGUGCCGCUGGUGCCGCUGUCCCGGGCUGGCUGCAUUGUCCUGCGGGGGGCAGGAGAGCUGCAAGCUCCCCCUGGCGCUGCUGGGCUGCGGGCACUGCUGCCGACAUCGCCACCGUGGGAACGGUGACAGUGCCACUCUGGGGACAGAAGGUGCCACCUCCCGGCCGGGCAGAGCAGCCCUGGUCACCAAGGGCAGUGCUGAUUCCCGAGGGAGCUGCAGCUCCACCCUGCAGCCUCUGCCCUGGCUCUGGAGGGUGCUUUUCAAACUCUGGGAAGGCUGAGAGCAGCUGGUCUUGCUUGGGGGGUGUCAGUCCUCUGUCAGGUGUCAAUUAAGGCCAGGAGUGAAUUUUAAGGCAUUAAUUAAAACUUAUUUCUGGGUGCACAGAGCUGCCACCAGCAGAACUGCUCCAAGACACCUCUGUGGGCUGCCAGCACUGUGGCCUGGCUCCCACACCCCACUCUGGGGGUCCUGGCUGUGCUCCUUGGUGAUGUUUGCCAAUAUUGUGCAUAUUCCCUUCCUCAUUAGAGUUUAAUUAAGACUACAGGAAUUUGUGAUGACUUAGCAGAAGGAUUUGUCCAUAAUCCAAUUCAGCAGUUGUCCAUAACCCAGUUCUGGGGAGAAAGGUCUUUUCCCAUCUCCUCCCUUGGGCAGAAGGUUACUCUCAACAACUUUACUCAUAAGAAAAAUCAUUUGUAUGGAGGCCUGCAUCACAUCAUUCUUGUUUCUACAAUUUUACCUGGGGACAUUCUGAAGUCUGGGAUCAGUGGCUCAGUGCUUGUCAAUGACAGCUGCAUCUUCCUCAUCUCAGUGAAACCAGUAAAAGGGCUUUGGGUUUCAUUACAUGAGAGAUUUCUUAAUUAUUCCGAUUUUAGAAGGUGGUGUGUGAGAAUUUUUACAAGUUCUAGUUAAGGCCAGGAGUUAAUUUUGAGUAAUUUUGUAAAGCCCCUGUCAGUCUGGCUCUGUAUUUGUGUAGGCAGCCAAGUUCUGCCAGGGCUAGUGGGCAUUUUGUGUUGCCACGUGCUGAGCAUGGCAUCCCUGCAGGGAUUAGAUCCAGGGGAAGGAUUUUCUCUGGAGUCUCUCCUUUUAAAUGGGUUGGACUUCACUGUUCACCUGAUUCUGAUCAAUGAUGCCAAGGUGAAAUAAUAUCUGUAAUCUGGAGUUGUUGUGAGUUACUGUAAUCCAGUGCUGAAAGAAUUAUACAUAACUGGUAAGAACCCCUCAUUUUUGUCAUCUGCUCCCUGUUUUUAUAUUUUAGAAGCAAGCAUUGACAUAAACAGAGGAAUACUGCUGAAAUGAUGAAGUCAAGCACUCAGAUAAAGGCCUGUCAGCUGUCAGAGUGCAUUCACCUUCCAUUUCUUUGUUUGGGCUUACACAGUGUCACAUCUGCAGGAAUUUCUGUGCUGUUCCCUUCAUUAGGGGACAGCUGUCCCCAAGAAUGUUCAGGACAAAUAACAUGGAAACAAUGGCAUUGGCCACUUCUGACAAUCUAAACACUUGACUUUGGAGAAUUAUUUUUUUCUUGUUAGUCUGCUUUGUAAUCUUAAUUUCUCUUCCUUCUCAAACAUUUAAACUCAAAAAUUAUUUUAUUUUUUGUUUGGUUCCACUAGCUAAUGUGGUAUUAGUUCUUAAAUUUUUUUUUCUCCUCCUAAGUUUUGUAGCCAGCAUUAUUGCACUAAAUGGAUUGUGAGCACUUUACUUUUCCAGGUUGCUGGAGUUGCAGAUCAUUUGGUUGUAAGUGAGAAUCUUCAAAAAAUUCGUAAUGUAUUUAAUUAAAAUGUUUGUCUCCAUUUCCCUCUGUAAAUAAUAUCAACUACAUUUAUGUAGUUAUAAAACUCUUGUUAUGCCUGUAUGCCCAAUGGACUCUAUAUUAAAUUUUCUUAUUUUAUGGGAUAUGGACUUUAUUUUGCAUAUGUAUUUAUGUAGUGGUGCAUACCCAGGAUUUUUAAGUCAACAUCAGUGUGUGUUAAUUUGGGGCUUUGAGCAAUACUAGUGGUGUCUGGAAUAAAAAACCAGAGCCUGUCACCAUCAUGCAGAAUUAAAAGUUGCACCAAAUCCUUAAAAAAGUAACUUUAAUAAGAGGCAUUGCUUACUUGCUGAUUCUUUUCUUUGUCAGACAUUUUGUAUUUUACAGAAAUGACUGUGUAUGGUCACUGGUGAGCUGUGAGCUGCAACGUGAUGUUCCCCCUCUGGA